AUGGCUCGCGCCCAAAACGAUCACGUCUCUGUAGUGUCCAAAAUCGCAAUUAUCGGAGCCGGCGUGAGCGGCAUCGCCGCCGCUAAACAGCUCUCCGGCCAUAAUCCGGUUGUUUUUGAGGCAUCUGAUUCGAUCGGAGGGGUCUGGAGGCACUGCUCCUACAGUUGCACUAAGCUUCAGACUCCUCGCCAGGACUACGAAUUCUCUGACUACCCCUGGCCCCGGAGGGAUAAUUCCGACGACUUUCCGUCUUAUGUUGAGAUUUUGGAGUACCUGCACUCGUACGCUAGGCACUUUGAUGUGUUAAAGUUCGUGAGGUUUAAUUCCAAAGUGGUGGAGCUCCGAUUUGUGGGUAAAAGAGAGAAACUCGUGGCCGGUGAUUAUGGUUGUCUGCUCAACGGCGGUAAGCCGGUUUGGGAGGUCGCCGUGCAGCCUAACCAGUCUGACUCCGUUCAGUGGUACGGGUUUGAGUGCGUGGUCGUUUGCACUGGGAAAUACGGAGACGUACCAAGAAUGCCAGUCUUCCCCGAAAAGAGUAAAGGGGCGGAAGUAUUCGAGGGAAAGGUAAUGCACGUGCUCGACUACUGCAAGCUUCCCAAAGAAGCCGCCACUCAACUCCUUCGUCGCAAAAAGGUCGUCGUUAUCGGGUUCAAGAAAUCUGCCAUUGAUUUCGCUCACGAGUGUGCGGAGGCUAACCAAGGUCCAGAAGGAAAACCAUGCACCAUGGUAAUAAGGACUUUACACUGGACUGUUCCCCAUUACUGGGUUUGGGGUCUGCCUUUCUUCUUGUUCUACUCAACAAGAUCAUCUCAGUUCCUCCAUGAAAGGCCUAAUCAAGGCUUCCUCAGAGCCCUUCUUUGCUUCCUCUUAUCUCCAAUGAGACAAGCAGUUUCGAAGUUCAUCGAGUCCUAUGUGGUGUGGAAGCUGCCAUUGCGGAAGUAUGGACUAAAGCCAGAACACCCAUUUCAGGAAGACUAUGCAUCAUGUCAGAUGGCCAUCUUGCCUGAAAAUUUUUUCUCCAAGGCUGAUGAGGGGAAGAUAAUGUUUAGAAGAGCAUCCAAGUGGUGGUUUUGGAAGGGAGGAGUUGAAUUUGAAGACGGCAGAAAGUUGGAGGCUGAUGUGGUAGUUCUUGCCACGGGCUAUGAUGGGAAGCAAAAGCUCAAAGCUAUACUGCCAGAGCCUUUCCUUAGUCUCCUGGAAUACCCUACUGGUAUCAUGCCCUUGUACAGGGGGACAAUUCAUCCAAUGAUUCCAAACAUGGCUUUUGUGGGCUACCUCGAGAGCAUUUCAAAUCUGCACUCGGCCGAGCUCCGCUGCAAAUGGCUGGCCCAGCUUGUCGAUGAUCAAUUUAAGCUUCCCAGUGUGGAGAAGAUGCUUGAACAGACAACUAAGGAGGUGGAAGUGAUGAAGAGGACAACCAGGUUCUAUAAGAGGAACUGCAUCUCUACUUUCAGUAUAAAUCACAGUGAUGAGAUCUGUGAGGAGAUGGGAUGGAGGUCUUGGAGGAAGAAGAACUGGUUGGCAGAAGCAUUUAGCCCUUACACGAGCCAAGACUAUGAAGAGAAAAAAUAA
Messenger RNA from Malania oleifera, 1572 nucleotides. Its product is annotated as probable flavin-containing monooxygenase 1. The transcript is spliced from 5 exons. The record is from RefSeq and is a predicted model, not a curated record. Bases 1 to 1572 code for a protein of 523 amino acids. Gene Ontology annotation, molecular function: N,N-dimethylaniline monooxygenase activity; NADP binding; flavin adenine dinucleotide binding. Lineage: Eukaryota; Viridiplantae; Streptophyta; Magnoliopsida; Santalales; Ximeniaceae.